AUGAUCAUCACGGGGCCAGCAUUACUGAUUCUUUUGGGGGCCGCAGCGAUAUUGCAAGCAGAAUUACUUCCUGAUGAAAAGCUUCUACUUCUUCCGCCUGUCAAUUUCACCAUUAAAGUUACCGGUUUGGCUCAAGUUCUUUUACACUGGGAACCAAAUCCUGAUCAAAAGCCAAGAAACGUUAAUCCAGAAUAUCGCGUGAAAAUAAAUGCCCCACAAGAAGAUGAUUAUGAAACCAGAAACACGGAAAGCAAAUGUGCAACCAUGCUUCACAGAGGCUUCUCAGCGAGUGUGCAGGCCAUCCUGGGGCCCGGCCCCUCGCGCCUCGCCAGCAGCUGGGUUUCUGCUGAACUUAAAGCACCACCAGGUUCUCCUGGAACCUCCGUUGCGAAUUUAACUUGCACCACAAACACUGUAGCAGAUAACUGCACGCACUUACGGCCAUACCAAGUUUCUCUUCACUGCACCUGGCUUGUUGGCAAGGAUGCCCCUGAAGACACGCAGUAUUUUCUCUAUUACAGGUAUGGCUCUUGGACCGAAGAAUGCCAAGAAUAUAGCAAAGACACACUGAAGAGAAAUAUUGCAUGCUGGUUUCCAAGGACUUUUAUCCAUGGCAAAGGGCGCGACUGGCUUGCAGUGCAUGUUAACGGCUCAAGCAAGCAUGCCGUGAUCAAGCCCUUUGAUCAACUGUUCGCUCUUCAUGCCAUUGAUCAAGUAAACCCUCCACUGAACGUCACAGCAGAGACUGAAGGAACGCAUCUCUCUAUCCAAUGGGAGAAACCAGUUUCUGCCUUCCCAACCCACUGCUUUGAUUACGAAGUGAAAAUAUACAACAUAAGGAAGGGUUAUUUUCAGACAGAAAAAAUAACGACCAAUGCAUUCGUCUCAGUCGUUGACGAUGUGUCUAAGUAUUACGUUCAAGUGAGAGCAGCAGUGAGCUCCACGUGCAGACCGUCGGGGCUCUGGAGCCAGUGGAGCCGCCCUCUUUACGUGGGUGAGUAG
This is a messenger RNA of Propithecus coquereli (Coquerel's sifaka), 1002 nucleotides long. RefSeq names its product interleukin 5 receptor, alpha (gene IL5RA). The coding region runs from base 1 to 1002 and encodes 333 amino acids. The record is from RefSeq and is a predicted model, not a curated record. Gene Ontology annotation, molecular function: cytokine receptor activity; protein binding. The transcript has 7 exons. Gene Ontology annotation, cellular component: external side of plasma membrane; membrane. NCBI's taxonomy places the organism in Eukaryota, Metazoa, Chordata, Mammalia, Primates, Indriidae. Gene Ontology annotation, biological process: cytokine-mediated signaling pathway; immunoglobulin mediated immune response.